Messenger RNA from Passer montanus (Eurasian tree sparrow), 1547 nucleotides. It is a transcript of the gene SH3YL1, whose product is annotated as SH3 and SYLF domain containing 1. The coding region runs from base 218 to 1225 and encodes 335 amino acids. The transcript is spliced from 10 exons. Gene Ontology annotation, cellular component: ruffle membrane. NCBI's taxonomy places the organism in Eukaryota, Metazoa, Chordata, Aves, Passeriformes, Passeridae. The record is from RefSeq and is a predicted model, not a curated record. Gene Ontology annotation, molecular function: protein binding; phosphatidylinositol binding.
GGACGGGACCGGACCGGACCGGGCAGCGCCGGUGCCGCCGAGGGGCCGCUGCCGGGAAGGGGAGCGGGCGGUUCGCAAUCGCCCCUGCCCCGCCCGCCUCACCUGCGGCAGGUGCGCGGCUCGGCGGGGCCGCCUCUGCGCCGCCCAGUGAGGCUGCGGCGGCGGCAGGAGGAGGAGAGGAAGCGAGGGGGAGCGGGGGAGCCCCGGCCCGGGCAGGAUGAACAACCCUAUACCUUCCAACCUGAAGUCAGAAGCUAAAAAGGCAGCUAAAAUAUUACGAGAAUUUACAGAAAUAACUUCCAGAAAUGGACCAGAUAAAAUCAUACCACCUCAUGUAAUAGCUAAAGCCAAAGGCCUUGCAGUUUUGUCUGUUAUCAAAGCUGGAUUUUUGGUGACCGCUCGAGGUGGAAGUGGAAUUGUAUUAGCUCGUCUUCCUAAUGGAACCUGGUCUGCUCCCUCUGCAAUAGGAAUUGCUGGUCUUGGUGGUGGAUUUGAAAUUGGAAUUGAGGUCUCAGACUUAGUGAUAAUACUGAAUCAUGAAAGAGCAGUAGAAGCUUUUGCCAAAGGAGGAAAUCUUACACUUGGAGGAAAUCUUACUGUGGCAAUUGGACCUCUGGGGAGAAACUUAGAAGGGGAUGUUGCCCUGAGAAGCUCUGCUGCUGUCUAUACAUACUGCAAAUCUCGAGGGCUGUUCGCAGGCGUUUCUCUGGAAGGAACCUGUUUAAUUGAAAGGAAAGAAACAAAUCGCAAGUUUUAUGGGCAGGACAUUCGUGCUAGUGCCAUCCUGCUUGGUGACGUGCCUUUCCCUGCUCAAGCAGAUGAUCUUUAUGAAACUCUAGCAUCCUUCACUGAAGUGUAUGAAAAUGAAGAGCAAAAAAAUAAUCCAGGAAAAUCUGUAAAUGACCGACCUGCUAGACCAUCAACCAGACCAGAGCCACCUAAACCCACUGUUAGACCUACACCACCAGUUAAAAAGAAUACCAACAAACUUUAUCCUGAACUUCCCAGUGAUUAUGCAUCUGGGGAUAACUCUCAGAGUGAUCCAGUUGAAGUGACAGCACUUUAUUCAUUUGAAGGACAACAGCCAGGUGACUUGACUUUCAAAGCUGGAGACAGAAUCACAGUGACAACUAAAACAAAUUCCCAGUUUGAUUGGUGGGAAGGAAGAAUAGGAGGAAAAACUGGCAUCUUUCCAGCCAAUUAUGUUGCCAUAAGUAACAACUGAAUUUGUACAGAAUAAAAUGUUGAGGAAGUAAUAUAUUUACACUGAAAAAUAUAUUUUAACUUUUCAGAUUUUAUUAAAAUGAGAUUUUAGAUCAAUACUAUUCUAACAAAAAAAGAUUAAAUGCUUUGUAUGACCAUAACUUUCCCCUACAUUUAUUUUUUAAGUAAACAGUAGGUGAUAGUCAGUUUAUGAGAGUUUUAUGUUUAAGCAAGUUGCCCCAAAAAGUAAUCCAAUUUGUGUAUAAUUUCAAUUAUGUCUUGCUAUAUGGAUUAAUUUUUUACAUGAGGGAAAUAUUGGAAACAGUUUAAAAUUAGAUAUGCUG